UCGCCGUGCUCGAGGCGACGGGAAAAGCUUCCUUCGCGGGUGGCAGGCAGGGCCAAUGGCCGCCGGCGCCUCUCCGCGGCGGACGGCCCCGGGGACGAAGACGGGGAGGAGGGGGAGGGGGAGGAGGAGCAAUGCCGCAUCUGCCGCCUCCCGGCCGAGGCGGGCCGCCCCCUGCGCCACCCCUGCGCCUGCCGCGGCAGCAUCAGGUUCGUCCACGACGACUGCCAGCUCCGGUGGCUCGCCACCCGCCAGGGGCCCCGAUGCGAGCUGUGCAACAACGACAUCUCCAUCCGACCUGUGUACGCUGCAGACGCCCCUGCGAGGCUGCCUGUUUCCGAGUUCAUCGCGGGUUUCUCCCACAAACUCAUGGAUCUGUUGCUCCUCCUUAUCUGCCUCGUCCCAGCACUUGUCAUGCACCUCAUCACCCUCAGGGCAUGGCUCCUCGCGCUUGCCAGGUCCUUUGCUCAAGUGCACUAUCUGCUGUCCCUCCGGCUCCGCCCCUCGGUCGCCUCGACUGUUGCUCAAACUGCAAUUUUCAUUUUAAGGCUGCCUGGUAUAAUUCUCAGAGGGGUCGUAGGUUCUAUCCCCUUCGUCGCCUCGAUUGUUGCUCAAACUGCAGUAUUCAUUUUAAGGCUGCCUGGUAUAUUUCUCAGAGGGGUCGUGCGUUCUAUUCCUGCUGCCAAUUUUUGUCUUAAUCUGCUGAGCGCAAAAAUAUUACACCCGGUGUUCUUUGGCUGGGCGCUUGAUAUCUGCACUUCAGAAAUGUUUGGUGCAACAAUGUCCCAGAGGUUCAAGCUUAUGCUUGCUUCAUCUUUUGCUUCAACUGUCCUUCAUUGGUAUUUUGGAUGCAUCUUUUGGCACCUAGGCCUUAGAUUCUUCAGACUUCUUGAUAAGAUACUGAGGCCAGGAAUUGCCAUUCCCUUUGUCCACUAUGAAGCUCACGAACCAUUCUACAAAUUUUAUUUCAAGAAGCUUCAUGUUCCUUUUGUUGGAAUCAUCUCUAUGGUUUUGGUCAUUCUUGUUCCUAUUCAAAUUGGCGGGCUAUUGGUGCCGGAGUUGUUCCCAUUUCAUAUCACCUACUUCAGUUGUGGUGCAAAGGGCAUAUCAUUUUGGCAAGCACCACGAAACUAUGUCGAUUCAGUUUCUCAUGCUCUUCUUCUGAAGUUUCUCAUUGAUAACACUAAGACACUCGUAUACCUUGAGUGGUUGGUGAAGAAGGUAACCCAGUAUUCCUUUGUCACUGCUGGACAUGCUCUAGGCUUGUCAGAUUCAUUGAGUAUCUGGCCCGUUGGUGCAUCUGGACAUGAUGAGAUUGGGAGUAGUGUCGCACCAGAAGACCAGUAUGAUAGGAUCAAUGAAGCUAAGGAUGGAAGGAGAUCAGUUGCAGUUGCUACAAUCCUAAGUCUGGUGCUUGCAUGGUUGACUAUUGUGGUAUUCAAUUUGGCUGUGCUCAUUUUUCCAAUCUCAAUUGGGCGUGCCAUCACUCGGCUGCCACUAGCAGGUGGACUGAAAUCCGAUGAUAUGCUUGCUUUGGCUAUUGGAUUUGGCACCAUAUCAACUGUUAUUGCCGCCUCUAGAGAUUCAUUUGCCUACGUGACUUCUGGGAGAACAGACCUUCUAGCCCUGAAUCGCUAUCUGGUUGUGUUCUUAUGGCUUGUCAUCGCUCCUUUCCUGACCGGGCUGUUGGUUGAUUUAUCACUAAUAUCACCAUUCACUGGGCUUGCUGAUGACGUUCCAGUUGUAGGCCUUUCCUACUAUUGGAGCCUGGGGUGUCUAUCUCUGAAAAUCUGGGGGAAGCAGGCUUGUCGGACAAGGGCCAGAUGCUUGCGAGCCUAUUUCAUCGACGAAAGGUGGGGCCCAAAGCUUAAUCAGGCAAAGGCGGAUUGGGAUUCAGGGAUCGCACCAAUGUGGUGGUUCUUGCAAGAUGUGUGCAUUCCUAUCGUCACGAAGCUGCUCGCUGCUCUGGGUGUUCCCUAUGUGCUUGCCAAGGGGGUCUUCCCAAGAUUCGGCUACUCCGUUGCCAUGAACUCGGCGGUGUACCGUUUCGUGUGUGCCAAACUCCAUGAUUCUAUCAGGGACGCCCGCUAUGUCGUCGGGCAGAGGUUGGAGGAUGUCGCCGACGGUAGCUGAAGACUCUUCUUCCCUGACCACUCUGUUUCCAGUCAGUUGGGGACGAAAGAGGUUCUGGUGAUACUAACAGUUAGUAGCAUGCAAACGUGUUGCUGACAUCAACAAAUGCAGACGAGAUGAUGCCAGACAGAUAAAUUCCUGGUGAAACUUGUAAAUAUGGGUGCGGUUUUCAUUUUCCAUGUGGAAGUUACCUGGAGUCGUAUCGGUCAGUUCCCGACGAAUCGCUGGGAUGUAAGGCGCCGUUGAAUUUAGGCAGAUAUCUUGUAGAUUUCUACGCUUUUUUGCAAGGUGUUAUCAGGAUUGUUGUAUGGUUAGCUGCUGACAGGCUCUCGGGCCUUUCCAGUGCCAAAUGUGCUUUGGCACUGUUAUAAGGCAAUUGUGGUGGGUUUGGAAACUUUUAUCUUGGAGCCAUGUGCAUCAAGUUUCCGGGGCAAACAUUUGCACCAACAUGCGAAUUGUCACAAAUUCAACAGGGGAACGACCUAUAAUAUAUACUGGAGUCAUCACUGCAUUCGAAAUUACACGCCUUCCAGGCUCGCUGCUCCCUCUCUGCAGCUGUUUGAUAAAAUUCUGGCUGCAGCUGCUGCCUGUUGGUAUGGAUGUAACAAAAAAAUGUGGACAGAAUCAUGGUCGAUACGCGGCUAUUAAUAUCUUCAUUUGACGUGUGCAAGUGGUACAAAACUAGGGCAGGACAUGUCUAACAUUUUUGGCCGCCAAAAUUUUGAUUACAUCCAUCAGCCAAAAGAAAUUUCCAUAUCAACAGGCAGUAGCUACAUUUCAACCAUAAGUUUUGAGUCAUCAUCUCACCCCCCCCCCCCCCCCCCCCCCCCCCCCCCCCCCCCCCCC
Messenger RNA from Triticum urartu, 2976 nucleotides. Its product is annotated as putative E3 ubiquitin ligase SUD1. Gene Ontology annotation, molecular function: zinc ion binding. Gene Ontology annotation, cellular component: endoplasmic reticulum membrane. Gene Ontology annotation, biological process: ERAD pathway. Lineage: Eukaryota; Viridiplantae; Streptophyta; Magnoliopsida; Poales; Poaceae. The record is from RefSeq and is a predicted model, not a curated record.